CCCAUCCCAAAUUAUUCCAAUCUAGUCUAGGCAACAACAAAAAAAAAAAAAGGUAAACAGGAGGCAGGCAGUCGCGCGUCUCCGGUCGCCGCCGUCGUCUCCGGCCGGGCGGCGAUGGGGAACAUGACCCGCUCCGACUCCCCCAUCUCCCGCCUCAUCGUCCUCUCCUUCCUCGAUUUCCUCAACUCCGUUGAGUUAGCUCCUGGGGCUGAUCCUGAAGCUCUUGAGGUUGCCAGGGAAUGUCUGGAAUCCAUUUUCAGUAUCAACUCUUCAUCUGUUGUUGAAAGGGUACAUCCAGGACUUCUACUUGAACUCUUUAGCUCUAUGGAAGCUGCUCAACAAGAUAACUCUGCACCCGGCCCGGUAUCCAACAAACCUUCUUGCAGUGCGAGCACUUCAACUAUCCAAGAAGACCUGACUAAAUGUACAACAUCAAAUAGUGAAGGCCAAAAUGAAGAUACCUUCGACUUAGAUCAUUCAGGAGAUGAACUGUUUGCAAAAUUCUAUACCUCGCUUGAUGAAAUCAAUUUCUUUAAAACAUCAUCUGCUGGAGCUGAAGAUCCUGGCCAGCUUUCAAAAGCAACACAAUUCUUCGAUGAUGCAUUGCUGGGGAUGCGGAAGUCAGGAAGGAAAAGGGCAAGCUUAGGAGACCUUGCAGAAUUCUUCAAGUCAAAAGGUAAUGAAUUCAUGAGGUCAAAACAACAUCUUAAAGCUGUAGAACUGUACACCUGUGCUAUUGCGUUGAGCCGAAAUAAUGCUAUUUACUAUUGUAACAGGGCUGCUGCAUAUACCCUUCUUAAUAUGUUCAAUGAAGCUGUUGAGGAUUGCCUGAAGUCAAUUGAAAUUGACCCUAACUACAGUAAAGCAUACAGCCGACUUGGAUCUGCUUAUUUUGCUUUGGGAAAAUACCACGAUGCUUUGUACAAGGGAUAUUUGAAAGCCUCCGAGCUUGAUCCUAGUAAUGAAAAUGUCUGGCAGAAUAUCGAGGUUACCAAAAAGAAGCUGGCUGAACAGCGAGGUCCACCAGAAGAACAGAAUACAUACGCACCCCAAAGUCAAGCAUCACAUGGACAGUUUCCUGGUCAAUCAAGCAGUGGUGUUCCAUUCACGUUUUUUCCUCCUGGAAAUUCUCCAACUCCUGAGUUCUUCGCCAAUAUCAUCAACCGUGUGUCUGAUAUCAGUCAACAAUCAUCUGAGCAUUCCAUAAAUAUAAAUUUGAAUGACAUUUUUAAUCAUGCAAAUGUCAAUGGGAACAGUCAAGGAACACCUCAGACAGAGACUUCAAGUAACCAUACCCCACCUCCUUCUUUUCCAACCAAUACUGCAGUCCCUCCUCCUUUUUCGUUCACGGGCUCUACUGAAGGAAAUCGCCCACAACAAACUUCAAGUGGACAUGAAGGGGAGCAUGGCCAACCAGGCAUGCACAGGGAUGCUGGCAUCCAAAUAAACUUGGCAGGACCAGAGCAGGCUGCAGACGCUAUGAGAGCUGUGAUGGAGAUGCUCGCGCCCCAUAUGAGCCAACGUGAAGGUGCACCUGGGUCUGCUAGAGGACCAGGCUAGACCUGAGGAACAAGACGAGUGUAACAGUUCAAUUCUUGACUUUGGUAACAGUUUAGUAGGAGUACGGGUAUAUUCUCAUGUUCUUUUUGGUACUUUUGUUUGCCAACCAACCAUGGAAGCUCAUAUCGGGAUUGGGCACGUUAUAUCUGUUUAUUGGCAUCUUAAUUUCUUGCUGUAUCUUCUAUGCUUGCAUUCUCUCUGCAUAUAAGCAUUGAUGUAGUAUCAUGAAUUCAUGAUAAGCCUAUGUUGGUCAUGUUUGGUGAAGUAUAUUAUGCUAAAAUUUUGGAGGGAAUUGAGUACUUGUGUCUAAUCUUUUGAUGAUGUAUGAGGCUUUACCCUUUGGUUUA
This is a messenger RNA of Oryza sativa Japonica Group (Japanese rice), 1907 nucleotides long. RefSeq lists its product as uncharacterized. Gene Ontology annotation, biological process: post-translational protein targeting to endoplasmic reticulum membrane. The record is from RefSeq and is a predicted model, not a curated record. Gene Ontology annotation, cellular component: membrane; TRC complex. Gene Ontology annotation, molecular function: protein binding; molecular adaptor activity. Lineage: Eukaryota; Viridiplantae; Streptophyta; Magnoliopsida; Poales; Poaceae.